Molecule: messenger RNA, 1843 nt
Organism: Drosophila obscura
Lineage: Eukaryota; Metazoa; Arthropoda; Insecta; Diptera; Drosophilidae
Gene: Adk2
Product: adenosine kinase
Exons: 3
Coding region: 180-1244 (354 amino acids)
Biological process (GO): purine ribonucleoside salvage
Cellular component (GO): nucleus; cytosol
Molecular function (GO): adenosine kinase activity
Source: RefSeq, a predicted model, not a curated record
ACAACAUAAACAAUCCUAAAUUCAAGAGCUGCUCGCGCUUCUGUUUAACUAAUAAUUGUGCAUACAUAUAUCUCUGGUCGAGUAUUUCUAAAUAUAUAGAUUGGUAGAUAGCUUUACAAUCGCAUACGAGGCUUACGCUUUCAGUUAAAAGUGCAAUAACUUGUUAAUGUUUACAUAAGAUGGCAGCUAAUCCAACAACACCAAAAAUGACGAGCACGCUGCAAGAAGGCAUCCUAGUUGGAUGCGGCAAUCCACUGCUGGACAUUUCCGCCAUUGUGCCGAUGGACUUUUUGAAGAAGUAUGAAAUGAAGGAGGACGAUGCCAUCUUGGCCGAGGAGCGACACAUGCCCAUCUAUCGGGAGCUGGUCGAUGGCUUCCAGGCGGAGUUCCUGGCCGGCGGAUCUGUGCAGAAUUCCCUGCGCAUCGCCCAAUGGAUAUUGGGACAGCCGAAGGUGGCCGUCUUUUUUGGCUGCGUUGGCGAGGACGAGUAUGCUGAUAUACUAAUGGAGAAGGCCCGUUCCGCGGGACUGGACGUCCACUAUCAAAUCAAGAAGGACGUACCCACGGGCACCUGCGCCGUUCUCAUUACCGGCACACAUCGAUCGCUCUGCGCCAACUUGGCGGCGGCCAACAACUUCACCAUCGACCAUUUGGAUCAGCCCCUCAACAAGGCCCUGGUGGAUAAUGCUUUGUACUACUAUAUUUCGGGCUUCUUUCUCACUGUGAACCCGCCCAGCAUAAUGCAAGUGGCCGCCACUGCCCUUGCCAAGCAGCGACCGUUCCUAAUGAACCUCAGCGCACCAUUCAUAUCACAAUUCUUUAUGGCACCGCUGCAGGCCGUCAUGCCCUAUGUGGACAUAAUCUUUGGCAAUGAGGCGGAGGCGCAUGCCUUUGCUACGGCCCAGGGCUGGCCGACCGAGGAUCUGCGCGAGAUUGGCAAGCGUCUGGUGGCGCUGGACAAGCUGAAUCCGGCGCGACCUCGCAUUGCCAUACUAACGCAGGGCUGUGAUCCCGUGCUGCUCAUCCAGCGGGACUCGGUUGAAGAGUUUCCGGUCACACGAUUGGCGGUGCAUGAGAUUGUCGAUACCAAUGGCGCUGGGGAUGCAUUCGUUGGCGGUUUUCUGUCGCAGUUUGUGCAGGGCAAGUCCCUCGACGUGUGCAUACGGUGUGGCAACUAUGCUGCUGGACAUAUUAUCAAGAAUCCUGGCUGUACGUAUACGGGUGAGCCGCAGUUUGUCGAAUAAAGAUGAUGAGGAGAAGGAGGAGGUAAAGAACCAGGAUGAGUCGAAAUGGCAGAGGAAGACACUAACACACACAAAUACACAUACACAGGUCUCUGCCACAGAAAGUACGCAAAGCGCAGCAAGAUUUGCAAUUGUUAAUUAAGUGAAUAUUCUAUAAAAGAGAGUGACUAAGACAUUUUUGUUAACACUGAUAAUUGUUUGUACAUACAUUUAACCAACACUCCCACACACACACACACACACACACACCCAUGCACAGAGCGAAAGACACUAACUAACAAGUAUAUAGUAUCACGGAGGAACGUGAAGGAGGAUCGGCUUGUGUUUCAUAUAGAUAGAGCAAUAUUCGAAUUUAAAUUGAUAAUAAAACAAAAAUGACACAAGCAACCGGAGAACUAUCCACAUGUCAACAUUUUGCACAGCUUCAAAACUCGAUUCUUUGACUUCUCGAAAAGAAUGUAGAGUCGUUUUGGUACUUAUUAGUCAGUUCGGUGUCUGCCUUUGCGUUUUAUAAUGUGCGUAUAUGUAAGUAACCUUUCAAUCAAGAUAGAAAAAACAUUAAGGAUAUGUUAAAUUAUCAGUUAAAUUAUUAUCGUAAA